AUGGCAAGGCUAUUAAGUUCAUCUUCCACACUCUUUUCUGUCCUAUUUCAUAUGGGAUUUAUUGUAUUGGCCUCAAAUGUCAAAGCAAGUACCGCUUUUGGCUUCACAAAUAAGACAGACAGACAAGCCUUGCUAGCCAUCAAGGAUCAAAUUCUCGAGGACCCCUACAGGGUCCUUAGCUCAUGGAAUGAUUCUGUCCACUUCUGUAAUUGGCAAGGAGUUAUUUGUAGUCAUCGGCAUCAGAGAGUGACCAUUUUACACUUGUCAUCCAAAAACUUGGUGGGUUCCAUUUCUCCUCAUAUAGGAAACCUUACCUUUCUUAGAGGCAUCUAUCUCGAAAACAACAGCUUCCAUGGCACCAUUCCCCCAGAAAUUGGUCAAUUGUCACGAUUGCAACAGCUUUGGCUUAACAUAAACUCUUUCCAAGGUGAGUUCCCUACCAAUUUGACUUCUUGCUUAAACCUGAGAGUCAUCAACAUAUCCGAAAACAAUCUUGCAGGAAAAAUUCCUAGCAAGCUAGGCUCAUUGUCUAAUCUCUUCAAUUUGAGUCUUUUCAAGAAUCAUUUUACUGGCAAUAUCCCACCUUCACUCGGGUAUCUCUCUGCCCUUCGUAUACUUGAUCUAAACAAAAACAAUCUGGAGGGAAGCAUUCCUUUCGAGUUUGGACAGCUUUUAGACUUACAGAUUCUUCAAUUGUCUAACAACAAUUUGUCCGGUGUCGUUCCUAUCCCACUUUACAAUAUCUCAUCCAUCAAAUUCUUUGUCCUUGCUUCGAACCAAUUACAUGGAAGUCUCCCUCCAGAUUUGGGGUUGACCCUUCCAAUUUUGGAACAAUUUAUUUUGGGAAGUAACCAAUUAUCUGGGACUAUUCCUCCAUCACUAGUCAAUGCUUCAAGAAUUGUAACUAUUGAUAUUGCUAGAAAUGCCUUUACUGGGCCUGUGCCAGUGAAUUUGGGAAGCCUUCUUUAUCUAGAUUGGCUUAACUUUGAAGGUAACACACUUGGAACUAAUCAAGACAACGACUUGAGUUUCAUCAAUUCUUUAGUCAACUGUGCAAAUCUAAGAAGUAUGCUUUUAAGUGGCAACGGUUUCCGAGGUGAACUGCCCAAUUCCAUUGGAAAUUUAUCAACCAAGCUACAACAGUAUAAAUGGAAUCAUCCCAGAGGGGAUUGGGAAUCUCAUUAA
Molecule: messenger RNA, 1185 nt
Organism: Cornus florida
Lineage: Eukaryota; Viridiplantae; Streptophyta; Magnoliopsida; Cornales; Cornaceae
Product: probable LRR receptor-like serine/threonine-protein kinase At3g47570
Exons: 1
Coding region: 1-1185 (394 amino acids)
Molecular function (GO): protein binding
Source: RefSeq, a predicted model, not a curated record